Zea mays is the source of this 2135-nucleotide messenger RNA. RefSeq names its product myristoyl-acyl carrier protein thioesterase. Gene Ontology annotation, biological process: fatty acid biosynthetic process. The transcript is spliced from 7 exons. The coding region runs from base 400 to 1656 and encodes 418 amino acids. Lineage: Eukaryota; Viridiplantae; Streptophyta; Magnoliopsida; Poales; Poaceae. Gene Ontology annotation, molecular function: fatty acyl-[ACP] hydrolase activity; acyl carrier activity. The record is from RefSeq and is a predicted model, not a curated record.
CGCCGCCCGCGCAAGGUUCGUUCCCUUGCGCGUCCCUUCCCGGCCCGCCCGCCCGCAUUCCGUGUGCCUUUUGUCAUAAGUUCGUAGUGGGGUUGAGUCUAUUCCUGGUCGGAUUGUCUGGGCGCGGCCGCCAUGUGGCUAUUCCACCGGAUAAGCUGUAGCUAUUUCUGGGCGCUUCGCUGUUCGGCCUGCUAGCGUCCGGGCCGUGACAGCUGGGGUGAAUCGCGGGAGUUCAGGGUCCUUGCCCCGGCUGGAUCUCGAGUUCAGGAAACCUUGCGCCCCUCUUCCUUCUCGUUUACGCCGCUAGAUUUGGGUUGCUGCCGCUUAUUUUCUUGGAUUGAGAUCCCGGAUUCAGACAGGUGCUACCAUUCGAUUUGAUUUGGCGCGGAGCACUUUCCUAUGGCCGCCUCCAUCGCGGCCUCGUCCUUCUUUCCAGGGUCACCGGCGCCGGCCGCUCCUAAGAACGGCCUUGGGGAGCGCCCAGAGAGCCUGGACGUCCGCGGCGUUGCGGCGAAGCCGGGAGCCUCGUCUAGUGCCGUGAGGGCGAGCAAGACGCGCGCCCACGCUGCGGUCCCCAAGAUGAACGGUGGGGGCAAGUCCGCGGUGGCGGAUGGGGAGCACGAAACCGUACCUUCUUCGGUGCCGAAGACUUUCUACAACCAGCUUCCCGACUGGAGCAUGCUCCUUGCGGCCAUCACCACCAUCUUCUUGGCCGCAGAGAAGCAGUGGACGAUGCUUGACUGGAAGCCUAGGAGGCCUGACAUGCUCACUGACACGUUUGGGUUUGGCCGGAUCAUACAUGAUGGGCUCAUGUUCAGGCAGAACUUCUCCAUUAGGUCCUAUGAGAUUGGGGCAGAUAGGACGGCAUCUAUAGAGACGCUGAUGAACCAUUUGCAGGAAACGGCACUCAAUCAUGUGAAGACCGCUGGGCUGCUAGGUGAUGGAUUUGGCUCCACACCAGAGAUGAGUAAACGAAACUUGUUCUGGGUGGUUAGCCAAAUGCAGGCCAUCAUCGAGCGUUAUCCAUGCUGGGGUGAUACUGUUGAAGUAGAUACAUGGGUUAGUGCUAAUGGUAAAAAUGGAAUGCGUAGGGAUUGGCAUAUACGCGAUCCUAUAACAGGCCUCACGAUACUGAAGGCAACAAGUAAAUGGGUUAUGAUGAACAAACUCACUAGGAAGCUUGCAAGAAUUCCAGAUGAAGUGCGGACUGAAAUAGAGCCAUACUUUUUUGAGCAUUCUGCUAUUGUUGACGAAGACAACCGCAAGCUUCCAAAACUGCCAGAGGGACAAAGCACGUCUGUAGCUAAAUAUGUGAGGACAGGCCUGACUCCUCGUUGGGCUGAUCUUGAUAUAAAUCAGCAUGUCAAUAAUGUUAAAUACAUUGCGUGGAUUCUUGAGAGUGCACCCAUCUCUAUUCUUGAGAAUCAUGAGCUGGCGAGCAUUGUGCUGGAUUACAAAAGGGAGUGUGGCCGGGAUAGUGUGCUGCAAUCACACACCUCUGUGCACACGGAUUGCAACAGUGAGUCUGGAGAAACAACCUUGCACUGUGAGCAUGUGCUGAGCCUUGAAUCAGGUCCGACCAUGGUGAAGGCCCGGACCAUGUGGAGGCCUAAGAGAACCAAGGCCCAAGAAACAGUUGUUCCAUCUUCAAUUUGAAUUGUGUGAGACGUUCGGGAUGGUGAUUUUGGCAACAAACUACUACUAUUUGGCAAAAAGAUCAGAAUGGUUACUAGCGUCCUCUAUUGGAAGCAAGUCACACAGGGCGAGACCUAAACUAAUUUAAUUAUGAAGUGUGAACAAUAGAGGAGAUAUAAAUAGUGUGAACAAUGGACUGGAAGAGACAGAAGCGGGGGGAGAUCGAAGACAAGGGAGGCCUCAUGUGCAUGACAAUCUUCGGUCGCACAAAUGGGUGUUGUAAGUAUUGAUCUGUAAGCUACAAAUGUAUGAAGGGGAGUGAGUGCUUCCCAUACAUGUUCCUUCUGGGGCUAUGUCCAUAUGCUAUAAGCCCCUCGAAAACAUUGUCGCAGCCAUAUAUUCAUGCAGAGGAUUUUAAUCUCGUACGUAUAUUGUAUUUGCUGAUAUUAAGAUUGAUAUUAUUACUACUUUUCUCCAGGCUGCCAAAGCGUUUUGAAACU